Rattus rattus (black rat) is the source of this 1579-nucleotide messenger RNA. It is a transcript of the gene Prr15, whose product is annotated as proline rich 15. The record is from RefSeq and is a predicted model, not a curated record. NCBI's taxonomy places the organism in Eukaryota, Metazoa, Chordata, Mammalia, Rodentia, Muridae. The transcript has 2 exons. Bases 621 to 1001 code for a protein of 126 amino acids.
UAGGCGGCCGCCUCCUGUCCCACCCCGACCCUCCCCUCCUCUCAGCUCCCUUGUCUUCGGGCCUUUGGCCAGCUACCAGCAGGUGGGCAGAUGUCUCAGCGCGUUCCUGCGGACGCUCAGGAGGGCGAGUGCGCCAGAGUCAGCAGCCUAGGUCCUGUCUAGCUGCGGCCAGAGAGCAGCGCGAGCGGGAAGAAAGGACGCGCCCUAGAAUGUGAGACUUCCACCGUGAAAGGCUAACUGGGUUCGCUCUGGGGCGGCGGACCUGACAGCCUCUGCCACCUCUGCAGACCCUGCUGCCAGCCCCAGGUUGUUCCUGUAGUGAGAGUCAGAGGUGUUGGGCGAGAUCAGCAACGAUUCCUGCAUCUCUCCUAGUCAACGACAAGGGACACUGCGACUAAGCUUCAGGCACCCUUGAGACGCCCCUCCGUGCUCUAGACAGCCCGCGCCGCAGUGGCUCUGGAAGCCCCUGCAGGGUGCCCCCUCAACUCCGGUUCAGCAGCCUGCGUGGGAGAAGCCUGGAAGGGCGGAGUGAACAGUCUGAGACCACGGAAGAGAGAGGGGACGUCCUGGCCCAGGCCCUUCCCCACGCGGGGUGCCCGGGGUCGCCGGGCCUAGGGGCUAUGGCAGACAGUAGCAGCUCCACCAGUAGCUCCAGUCCCUGGUGGAAAUCACUGACCAGGAAGAAAAGCAAGGAAGUCACGGUGGGGGUGCAGCCUCAGGUUCGCCCAGAGAUUGGCCAGGAUCCCUCACCGUCUUACUCAGAUCGGACUAGCAGCUCGCAAGAAAACCAGCACUCCAAUGUCCUUGAGGACACUGGAGAGCCCCUCAGAUCAGAUAAGUUGUGUGAGGAGAAAUCAGGCAACAGCCGGCGCAAUUUGAAGAUCUCACGCUCUGGCAGAUUUAAGGAGAGGAGGAAAAUGCGUGCCACACUGCUCCCUGAAGGAGACAGGUCCCCCGAGGAGGCUGACUUUCCAGAUGACCCCCAGGAGGACAAGCAGUAGCCCGAGCAAGCUUCCAGGAUUCUCUCUCUCUGCAGAGAAACACUUUACCCCUAGACCUAGUACUUGGUGCCUCACCCAAGUUCAGAAUAUGCAGUUGACCAAGGCCUUGGAGAUUUAAUAUUUUCUAGAAAGUGAAGUGUCAGCUGAGUCCUCAAUGCUCCAGGACUCAGAGACGGAGUAAGUAUUUUUUGUGUGUGUGGGAAGGAUAGUUGUUUACUGUUGAGGAAGUCGGCUUUUACAAAAGUUAUUCUGAGGUGUUGCUGUCGUUUCUGUCACCUGUGGGAGUGACGAGGCUGGAUGGGUAUUUCAGAGGCAGUCAGUAGGUGACCCCUCCUCUCCAGCUUCUCAAAGGAGGAAGCCAUGCUCUUACUGAGGACUCUGGAGAGCAAAUGGAAGCACUGUUUUUAAUGUCUGAGAAAUGCACUUUAGGGUACUACCCUAGACUUAUUCCUACAUGAAGGGACGAGAGGACCCUCCCAGGUAGAAGCAUUGAGAAGUAAUAUUGCUUUAAGUGAGGACUCCCGAGCUGUAUACCUGUUUAGUGUGCACUAUUAAAAUUGUUGAACUGUAAGACUUAA